Messenger RNA from Necator americanus (New World hookworm), 534 nucleotides. RefSeq lists its product as uncharacterized. The transcript has a single exon. The record is from RefSeq and is a predicted model, not a curated record. NCBI's taxonomy places the organism in Eukaryota, Metazoa, Nematoda, Chromadorea, Rhabditida, Ancylostomatidae. Bases 1 to 534 code for a protein of 177 amino acids.
AUGAAAUCACUAUCCUUGGAAGAAAGGGGCAUACGUGUUGAUGGAAGAUUUCUUUCGAACCUUCGUUUCGCGGACGACAUCGUUCUCUUUUCGAGCAGUACCAAUGAAGCAGAAACGAUGCUCAACGAAUUGAACGAAGUAGGGAAGAGAAUAGGACUACGAAUAAACAGAAAGAAGACACAGUUCAUGAAGAACUGCGAGGACGGAGGAGUACAACUUGAAGGCUUCCAAAUCGUGGAAACUCCGUCAUACGUAUACCUUGGACGUUCUAUGAACAUGGAAAACGACUUGAAGGAAGAACUGAAUAGAAGAAUGAGAGCAGCAUGGGCAGCAUUCGCAGCCGUCAGGGAAGCUACGGACCAAAAUCUUCGUGCCCAUCUGUUCGACUCGACAGUCCUUCCAGCGCUCUGUUACGCAGCGGAGACGUGGGCAGACACCGCGGCCACGUCUAGGAAGCUACUUACUACCCACAGAGCCCUUGAGAGAUGUCUCCUGAAGUUUAACCGGCGCACAACACCUUGUCGGUCUUCGUAG